UAGGUGUGCUACCUGCUGGGUGCCUGACUCUCUAAAGAGUGCAGGGAAACUGAGAAAGCGAACAGGGUACAAAGACAGGAGUCGAAUAGACAAAAGAGCUCUCUGUCGAGUGAAAAAGGGGAAGAGAAAGAGAGAAAUGUGAACAGGUGAAGCCGAGGUUUGAGCCAGGCAGCUGUUGGGGGAAGAGCAGAGGGCAGCGUGGAACCCCUGUGCAGCGCUUCCCAAGACUGGUUGGACAAGUUUCCCGACCUACCUCCCUCCCGCUCUCUCACACUUAAACGCGUUUCAAAUCGUUCAUACUUUUGUACAUAGUUGUCUGGAAAGGAAGGAAAGGGCAGAAUUAAAAACAUCAGCCUGAAGAACAGGAGGAAGGAGAGGGAAAAUCAGUUCAAAGAUCAACCCCUGAAAGGAAUUCAAGAUGCCAGAAGAGAACUUUUACGGAAAAAAUGGUGAACCAAGAAAAUAUGACCCCACUUUUAAGGGCCCCAUCUAUAACAGGGGCUGCACUGACAUCAUAUGCUGCAUCCUCUUCAUCAUCGCCAUACUGGGCUAUGUUGCCGUGGGUAUACUCGCCUGGUCUCAGGGCGACCCCAGGAAGGUGAUCUACCCCACGGACAGCAGAGGGCAGUUCUGUGGGCAGGUCGGCACUCCUCUGGAUCAGAAGCCCUUUUUGUUCUACUUCAACAUCAUGAAGUGUGCCAGUCCCUUGGUGCUGCUGGAGUUCCAGUGUCCUACCACACAAAUGUGUGUGGAGAAGUGCCCUGAUAAGUUUAUGACCCUCGUCAAGGCCAACAUCAACAAAGAAGACUUCAAAUAUUACAAGAACUUCUGCCAGGAGGGGUUGACCGACACAAUGACUGUACCAGAGAUCCUGAAAGCCGGCCUCUGUCCUGCCAUGUUGACUCCUAGCAAGCCCUUCACACGGAGAUGCUUCCCAGCCCUGGGCCAAAAGGGAGGCGAGAUCACCGUGGGAAACAGCUCCCAUUUUGACGACGGCUCGGGGACAAUGAGAGACGCCAAGGACCUGGUGGCAGGGGUCAAGAACGCCACAGUGGUGAUCGAGGCGCGCCAGGUGGCCAUGAAGAUCUUUGAGGAUUACACUCACUCCUGGUACUGGAUCCUCAUAGGCUUGGUCAUCGCCAUGCUCACCAGCCUGUUGUUCAUCGUCCUCCUGCGCUUCCUGGCAGGCAUUAUGGUCUGGGUGAUGAUCGUCAUGGUGAUCCUGGUCAUAGGAUACGGCAUUUUCCACUGCUCCAUGGAGUACGUCUCCUUGAAGGAAACUCCUGGUUCAGACGUUACACUGCAGGACCUGGGCUUCCAGACGGACUUCGCUGUCUACCUCCAGAUCAGACAGACCUGGCUGGCCUUCAUUAUCAUCCUGGCCAUCGUGGAGGUGGUCAUCAUCCUCCUGCUCAUCUUCCUCAGGAAGCGGAUCCUUAUCGCCAUCGCCCUCAUCAAAGAGGCCAGCAGGGCCAUAGGGCAUGUGAUGUCGUCUCUGUUCUACCCUCUCUUCACCUUCGUCCUCCUGGCAAUGGUCAUCGCCUACUGGGCCGUCACCGCUGUUUUCCUAUCCACGUCUAACGAGCCCAUCUAUAAGGUGUUCAACGAGACGGCGUGUGAGUACUCCAGACAGAACUGCGACCCAGCUAACUUCACCACCUCGGCCAUGAAGGCCAGCUGCCCAGACUCCGAGUGUCUCUUUGCCUUGUAUGGUGGCGAGACGCCCUAUCACAAGUACCUGAUUGGCCUGCAGUUCUACAAUGUCUUCCUGUUCUUCUGGUGCGCCAACUUUGUCACCGCGCUGGGUCAGAUGACCCUGGCCGGCGCCUUCGCCUCCUACUACUGGGCCUUUGUCAAGCCUGACGACAUGCCUGCCUUCCCCGUCUUCUCCUCCCUAGGGAGAUCUCUCAGGUACCACACGGGAUCUCUGGCCUUUGGUUCCCUGAUCCUCUCCAUCGUCCAGGUCAUCAGGGUUCUGCUAGAGUACCUGGACCACAAGCUCAAAGGAACAGAGAACAAGUGCACUAAGUUCCUGCUCUGCUGCCUCAAGUGCUGCUUCUGGUGUCUGGAGAAAUUCAUUAAGUUCCUCAACAGGAAUGCCUACAUUAUGGUAGCGAUAUAUGGCAAAAACUUUUGCGCGUCCGCCAGUGAUGCCUUUUUACUCCUCAUGAGGAACAUGAUCAGGGUUGCCGUCCUGGACAAGGUGACAGACUUCCUGUUGUUCCUGGGUAAACUGCUCAUUGUGGGCCUUGUGGGAAUCUUUGCAUUCUUCUUCUUCUCUGGGAGGGUGAAGGCGUUGGAAAACACAGCCCCUAACCUGCACUAUUACUGGGUGCCUAUCCUGACUGUGGUUGUCGGGUCCUAUCUCAUCGCCCAUGGGUUCUUCAGCGUGUACGCCAUGUGUGUGGACACUCUCUUCCUCUGCUUCUGCGAGGACCUGGAGAGAAAUGACGGUUCGGUGGAGCGUCCAUAUUUCAUGUCUGCGACCCUCCAUGACAUCCUGUGGGAGAACAAGGCUCCUGAGACCGGGGAUCAGGAGGCCUCUCUACCCCUGCGGUCCUCCAGCCAGGAGGUCCAGGUCCCGCUGCAGCUUCAGGAAGGGGAGAAGAAGAAGGAGGAGGAGGACACGGGUUAACUGGAGUAGUUAGAGCAGAGACGCUGUUGAUGGGCAGAACGAGGUCAAGUGGCGGAGGGCUUCUAGUCCACUCAAAUACCUUUUUUGUAGGAGUCUUCAGAAGUGCAUAGAGACGUUUUGAAGCAUUUGGACUGUAGGGGGAAGACACUAGAUGAAUCGCAGGCCGUUGUCAAAUGGUGUUUGAAGUCUUUUCAAGGACUGUAUAUUAAGGUUUGCUUAAACCUUGUACUGUAGGAGGUGCUCUCAUGUCUUGCCCCCCCCCCCGUCCUGUCUUAAGCCAAGUCACGUGCCUCAUUUAUAAACGUCCAGCUAAAAUAAUUUAUGGUUUACAGAUUACUGUAGCACUUAUCAGUAUUAAUCUGUGGUACAACUUGAACAACGUUAAGUGCACUUUUAUUUCUCAAGACCGAUUCACUGAUGGCUACAGCCAUGAAGUGAUCGUUUUGUAUCCUUUGGUAACUUCCUGAUGGAGAUGAUCGUCAGGGUAACAGCUCUAUGUGAGAGUCUAUCUAAAUCAAUCCAGUCUAAUAUAACACAUCUUGACUUGCAUUGACUGCCUGUCAACACAAGUGUUUUAUCAGCCUGGUUUUAAAAGGCACAGUCUUCACUUGCACUGUGUCACUAACAAUGUCAAAUGAGCCUUAAGUUUUUGCAUUCCCUCCAUCUGGUUGAGCAGACAUGCAAAACUAGGUGACUCGUGCCUCAAGUCCACGUUUUACAGGGUAGUUCCAGUAAAUAUAGUCGACCGGAAACCACAGGACGGCCCAGCCCAGCUUGACUACUGUAGGAUCGUUUAUUGUGGAAAAAGUGUAUUUGAAGAGGAACAGUUUGUUAGGGAAUUCAUCUCCGUGGUAGAGCUUUCAUACUGAAUCUCCUGUGCCUCCUUUUCCUCCGUGCCGUUUCUGCAUGUUGGUAGUCAUGCUUAUGAUCACUACAGGAUUAAAGAUGGUUUCCAUUU
Molecule: messenger RNA, 3593 nt
Organism: Hypomesus transpacificus
Lineage: Eukaryota; Metazoa; Chordata; Actinopteri; Osmeriformes; Osmeridae
Product: choline transporter-like protein 2
Exons: 22
Coding region: 419-2635 (738 amino acids)
Biological process (GO): transmembrane transport; choline transport
Cellular component (GO): membrane
Molecular function (GO): choline transmembrane transporter activity
Source: RefSeq, a predicted model, not a curated record